This is a messenger RNA of Megalops cyprinoides (Indo-Pacific tarpon), 1923 nucleotides long. Its product is annotated as thromboxane A2 receptor-like. The transcript is spliced from 3 exons. Gene Ontology annotation, cellular component: plasma membrane. Bases 112 to 1122 code for a protein of 336 amino acids. The record is from RefSeq and is a predicted model, not a curated record. NCBI's taxonomy places the organism in Eukaryota, Metazoa, Chordata, Actinopteri, Elopiformes, Megalopidae. Gene Ontology annotation, molecular function: thromboxane A2 receptor activity. Gene Ontology annotation, biological process: inflammatory response; positive regulation of vasoconstriction; positive regulation of cytosolic calcium ion concentration.
AUAUUUUACAGUGGGAUGCAUAUUGCAUAAAUCCUGUGGGCUGCUGAAAUACAUUGGCGGAAUAGACUCAAAUUUCCUGGGAAGUUGAGAUAAAAGGCAUCAUUGGAAAUCAUGGUUGGAUCUGCUUCCUCAAAUAAUACGACAGCUCCUAUAUGCUUCUCCAUACACAGCCCACCUUUCAAAUACAACCACACCAUCGCCUACUUCUCUGCUAUCUUCAGUGGGGUGGGCCUCAGCUCUAACCUGUUUGCCUUCAUAGUUUUGAUCAAGGCCUACCAGCGGGCCCAGAGUCGCUCACGCUGCUCCUUUCUCAUCUUCCUCUCUGGCCUGGUGGUGACUGACUUCAUGGGGCUGCUGGUCACGGGUUCGAUCGUGGUCUCCUUCCACGCCACACGCUUCAACUGGCGUGAGCUGGACCCGCACUGCCACUUCUGCAACUUCAUGGGCAUGUCCAUGGUCUUCUAUGGGCUGUGCCCCCUGCUGCUGGGAGCUUCCAUGGCAGUUGAACGUUUCAUGGGCAUCAACCAGCCCUUCUCCCGCUCCACCAACAUGUCCAAGAGCCGGGCCCUGUUGACCGUAGUGAUGGUAUGGGUUUUUGCUGGCUGCAUCAGCUUGCUGCCUCUAGGAGGGCUGGGCAGCUACCACAUGCAGGUUCCUGGGUCCUGGUGCUUCAUCAACAUCAGUUCCAAGCCCCUUGACCUGAUCUUCUGCCUGAUCUUCUCCUUGGUGGGUCUGCUUUCGCUGGCCGUAUCCUUCCUGCUGAACACAGUGAGUGUGGUGACACUGCUGAGGGUGUGCUGUGGCCAGGAGGCCAUGCAGCGCCGCAGGAACCAUGAACUCAACAUGAUGGGACAGCUCACCUGCAUCAUGAUCAUCACCUCUAUCUGCUGGUGCCCCCUGCUGAUAUUCAUCCUGAAGUGCGCCCUGUCAGCAGAGACUGUAGACCUUGAUCUCCUUUUGCUGUUCCUGCGGCUGGCCUGCCUCAAUCAGAUCUGUGACCCCUGGAUCUACAUCCUAUGCCAGCUGUCCUGUUUAAGGCAGGUAACAUCUUUGCACAAAUCAAGGACACCCCUGUUGAGACUCAGGUCGUGGAAUGCAACUAGGACUACUGACAGAUCAUGAGGUCCACACCCAUGGUCUCAGUAGGCAAAGAGCAUCACCCUGUCCACCAUGAGUCAUCACCAAGUAAUCAUGUUACCAGGAAAGGGAAAAGCAGUGGAAAACCCAUGCAGAACGAUGAACACCAGAGCUAAAAAAGACUGAACCUUUCGUGAGUCAGAGUAUUUCCCUGUCAAGAAUCUGAAGUGAAUUCAAAGGAAAGUUCUGUAUUUGCUGUUUAUAUUCUUACUAAUUUCUCUCACACAUGCGGACUUCCACAUUUGACAGAAUCCAUGCUGUGUGUGUGCCACACAGUCCAACCCAGCAAAGAAGAGGAAAUGCAAUAAUACGCCACUUGCACUUUCAGAGGGCUGUUGGAACUCCAAUACAGGAAUAUCAAGCAAUAUUCCAGCUUUUGUACACCAGUUCUUUAAUUUGGUGCAGGCAAAGCAAAAGACGGUUCAUUCAAGGAGAAGGCCGAGGCUUGCCUAUGUUUUGUGUUUUACGCAAAUUAAACAAAAUCAAAACAAAGAAGUACACACGGCCCUGUUUCAUACAAAUAAAUACUAAGCUCUGCUCCACCCCUUCUAUUGUUCUCCCUUGCUUCUGCUGCCUACAUAAACACAGUUUCAGUUCCCGCAGCUCUGGCCACAGAGAGACUUCUACAUUUCCGACAACACGCCACCUCACCACAUGAGAAAGGGGGCAGACUCGUUGCACUUCCCACUUUGGUGAAGUUACAGAUGCUGUCGCCUCAUGUCAGCCUGGUGGCUCCACUCACAGUGGUACUGCAAUUUUUGUCCUGUAGCGGUAUCGUACAAAGAC